This is a messenger RNA of Coccinella septempunctata (seven-spotted ladybird), 4742 nucleotides long. RefSeq names its product pericentriolar material 1 protein. The transcript is spliced from 21 exons. Bases 280 to 4605 code for a protein of 1441 amino acids. The record is from RefSeq and is a predicted model, not a curated record. Gene Ontology annotation, cellular component: centrosome; centriole; centriolar satellite. Lineage: Eukaryota; Metazoa; Arthropoda; Insecta; Coleoptera; Coccinellidae. Gene Ontology annotation, biological process: cilium assembly; microtubule anchoring at centrosome; protein localization to centrosome.
CCCAAUCAACGUCAUUUUCAUCUUGAAAGAAAAAUGUGAAAAUAAAAAACCUUCCCAACAAUCAACUGACCCUCCCCAACCCUAAUUCGAUGAUUGAAAAAUGUUCAAUAAUAGGCGGAAAGCAUGAAAAUUUUGGCUUUUUAUGAUUUGAUUAGAACUUCCUGAAUUAAUUUUAUCAACAAAUGAGUUCCGAAAUUGUUCUUAUAAAAGAAUCACUUUGAUGUUUUAUCUAAUUUUGGAUCAGUAUUCUUGUAAUCGUGUUAAAAAUAGUUAAUAAUUAUGUCUGAUGAUAAAAGAAAGCUGAAUAAACAUAGCACGGGCACCGUUCCAAAAGUAAAGUAUACUGUUAAGUAUCGUAACAAUACAGGACAGCAACAGUUUUAUAGUGAGAGAGACAAUUUGAGGAAUUUGCCAAACAAUUUGAGCUCAGAUUGGCUUCCUAGGAGACUGGAGUCCAAUUUUCCGCGUAAUACACAACAUAUAACUUAUGAAUUAAUGGAUUCUACAAUGGAAGAGCCAACUCAGAAUGGUAUCUAUGCAAAUGGUACCACAAAUUCCAGCCAGACUAGUUCCUCGAAUUCCAGAAGAAAUUCUUGUGGCACCGUCCCAAAAUGUGACAACAUCACAAAGUAUCCAAACAAAAAACAAAUAGAAGAUAAACUUAACCAAAUUAGGGAUUAUCUCCAUAUCACUACUUCUCUGAUGUCAGGCAUGAAAAAUUCCGAGGACCAGAAUGCUGAUGAAAAUGAAAAGAACAACUUGUCCUCUAUGAUUGAGGCUCUGAAAGAUAGUGAGGCAAAACUGAAUUCUCUGUUAACGAUGGGCUUUGAAGAGAAUUCAGAAUGUCUUGUUGAAAACCCCCCUGAUAGAAAAAAUGAUUUUGAGACGUCGAUGAAUAGAGAGACAGUCAGAGAUCUACAACGUUUGAAGCAGAAAGGUGAUAGCAGAUUGAGAGAAGCUAGGGAGUUACAAGAAAGAUUAGCUAGAGGGAAUAUAGCAAAUCAAACUAGAAUGGAAAACAAUCUACAAGAAUUUGAUUUGGCUAUUGCUGAAUUGGAAGAGGCAAACUCGAGACUGGUUGAUACUAAGGGAGAUGUUAAUAACUUUCAACAACCGGAUGAGGCUAGUAAUUACAUAACAGAGGAGAUAGAGGAGUUGCAGAAUCAAAUACAGGUUGUACAUAAUGCCAAUGAGGAUAGAAAGAAAUUGAUACAAUUGUUGGAUAAGAGGGAUGCUGAGUUGAGAUCUCAACACUUGGAGCUUCAGAGUAAACUCACUGAACUGCAAACAAAGAAAUCCCAGGUGGACCAUCUAGUAGCUGCAUUGCAGAAUGGGAAAGAGCAAGAUGAAGAUAUGGGUUCCCAUGUUCGUACAAUUGUCACGAUGAAAGAUAAACUCGAAAAAUUGAAAGACAUGUUGGCAAUGGUGGAAAGUACCGAGGUCCUGAUGCGUAACGGAACACAAGAAGAACAAGCUGUUGCUUGUGAGAUAUAUAAUAAAGCGGAGAAUUUCUUGAAUAAGGACCUCGCCAAAGGAAACUGUUCCAAUCAGUCUCAGGUCGAGAACCACAUGGCUUUUCAGUACGAAAACAGAGCUAGUCCCUCCUUGAAUGUGGAUCGCAGUAAAUUGAUGAACAAAAACAGCAGAGACACGAGAAGUCAGAGUAACGAUUCGAAUUCGAAGAUUAAUGAAAAGCAAGCCUUGCAAGCAGAGCUUAGAGCUAAGAAACGAGAGUUGGAGGAAAUUAUGGGUAAACAUAAGGCGAGUUCCUCCAAUUUGAAUCACGAUGUUGGUACAGACAACAAGUCAGAAUUCAGUUGUGCUAACAGUAUGUUUGACAAUAUCAGUGGAGUUUGGACUCCACUACCAUCCAUGCAGCACAACCAGCCAGACUCAAGUGAUAGAUACUCAAGUGACGAAGGCACUGAAGAUGUCAACGAAUACUCGGAAAUCCCUUCUAACCAACAGAAUCAAACUUUACUUCCUCCUUCAGCACCUUCAUCUUCGGCUGGAAAAUUUUCAACUGAUAGAAAUAUUGAAUCAUUGACUCAGGCUUACGAACAGCUCGGGCAGCCAUAUUUCUUCAGAAGUGAUGGAAAUACAAGAGGAACCACUGUUACUUCUGAGGCCAAUUCUAGUUUUAGUAGAGGAUCCUCUGUGUCGAAUGUAGGGCAGGGAGGAAAACAAAAUAUGCAGAAGCAGUUGGAACUCAUCAGAAGCGUUUGCGACUCUAUGCUACCUCAGCCUUCAUCAUCGCCAAGUAACGUACAUCAGCUGAGAAACAACCUGACACCUUCUCCGAUCUAUUCAGAGUUGAGACCUUUUUCCUCACCUAAUCCUCACUCUAUGAACGCCCUGAAUGUGGUCAACCCACAAGCCGAUACCGCUUGGCCAUCUGUCGGCGGUCAACCGAACGUUUCGUUUCCCGACGCGGCCAACUAUCAGAGUUGGCUCACCACCAACACUUUGCAGACACAGGCGUUCAUGUUGAAUUCGCUGAAUCAGUGCUGCCAAAUGUUAUGGUUGCAGCAGCGGGAACUUGCAAGUUUGAGGGGCAUGGUGACAGCGUUACAACAAGAGAGGUUAUCAAGCCCACAUUAUAACAACGAGAGUCAGAUGACGUCGUCUUCUAACCCAACUAUGAAUUGUUCUCAAGUGGAACCGCUUCAACCACCAAUAAUGAACCAAGCUGGUCCUCCAAUGAAUCCGUGUAGUCCGUCAUUAAAUCAGUGCAGACCGAUGAACCCAAAAAUGAACUCUGUUCCCUCAGCCUGUUCUCUACCGAACAUAAAUCAAUACAAUACCCCUCCGGUUACUGUAGUCGACCCUAUUUUAGCCAACCAAAACAAUUUGCGCCUCAUGGACUCCACUUUGAACAAUCUUAAUGUGAUGAAUAACACCGAUCACAUGAGGAACAUCAAUUUGGCCACCCUGCAAAGCGCUGGCGACAACAUGACUGCUCUGCCUGGCCCCUUGUGGGCGGGCCAUGCUUUAAACAAUCAGGUGCCUCCUGGGAAUAGGGCCAAUAACUAUUGGGAUAAUUUUAGGAGCUACUCCAGACAAAACCUAUUCUCGACAAAGAGCAAUGAUGGGAUUCAAAAUUCACCGAUUAUCGAUAGAACGAAUAAUGUAACGCCUCGAAGUACACCUUUCGAAGCACAAAAUUUACCUAAGAGCAACUCCCAGCAUUUGACAGGCUCCCCACAAGAAAAUGUUCCUCAGAGGUCCUGCGUAAGACCUUCUAGGCGAUAUCCAAAUACCAAUAUAGCUGUUGUACCUCCCGAUGUGUUGAACAUCAACCAGAAUAUCAAAAAUGACGGCUUUCCCCUGACUCCGAUCCAAAACGAAAGCCGAAAUAUCAAUGAAUCAGAGGGUAGUGCUCCAGGUGUGCCGACUUUCGUUAAUAAUGCUUCCAGGAUGCCAAGAAGGCAUUCUAACGUCGUCGCACCAUCUGUCGAGAAUUUGCAGAAUCCGCGUCGAAGGAAUGCCUCUAAUGAGUCUGUGAAUACUGAAGGUACUUCGCGAUCUCGACUAUUCGAGGAGCUCAGAGAAAACGUCUACAGAGAAGUUGCUUCUCUUAUAUCAGCAAAUGAAGCGAGACCUCAUUUUCUUAUACAAUUGUUCAGGGAUCUUCAGCUAGUUAGUUCAGAUCCUCUAAGGCUAAAGACAUUACAAUCCAUACAAGUAUUGAUUAGUCAGUCGUUCAGGAAUUCACAAAAUUCGGCCUCGCAAGAACCAUCACCAAAUCAAGAAGUUCCUCCACUCUCCAACGAAUUCUCCAUGCAGUCCACAGUUUGGUCACCGAUACCGCCAAACUCUGUUCCAAAGAAUGCGACUAUAUUAGAGGGCCUACUAUCAAAAAAGGGAGAUGUGGCAAAAGUUCAGUAUAUUUUUCAUGAGAUAAUUCCGUUCCUAAAUGACAAUGACCAUCUUACGAUUGACCAACAAUUCCUGGCGAUCUUGAAGCAGAAGAUUUUGGAAGCAAAAUCGUUUAAGAAGGUGGUCAAGGAUUCGAUAUUUCAGAAGCACUUCUCUAAUGUUCUAGAUCACGUAUUAGGUUUCUAUAAUGAUAAACUUUUAUCGUCCGUCAAGAUGUCGCUGCUGCAGAGCGUCCGCGAGCUGUUGGAUCGCGAGCUAUCCUUCAUGAAUCUCAUACAGAGCAGCGGGGAAUCGCAGCUCAACGAUCUGGUGGCCCCUGUCGUACCGCAGAAUCUCAACCUCCACGAAGUGCGGUCGCAGCAUCCAGUCAAAGUUGAAACCAUCGAAGCGGGGGCCGCCGUACAAAUUCAGAACGGCGAUCUGGCGGAAGCGGAUCAGAGUCACGUGGAAGACGACGAAAUCGAAGAAGAGGGGGCUGUAGGUGGUGUUUUGGAGCCGCCGACGGAGCAGGCAGGGAAUUCGCUCGAUUUGAACAACAAGGAUAGUGUGGAGUCGCCUUCUUCGACGGAAGCUUUUGCUACGUCAACAGAGGCAGAAUCUCAGUAUCAAUUAGGGCUUGACCAAGUUCCUACAAGACUACCUAUGAAAUCCAAAAGUAGAUCCAACACUCCUAGUAAAGAUGCAAGUUCCAAACAUGAUGGAGACCAUCAGGAUCACAUGAAGUAAACCUUCUAGUAUUAAAUAUUUAUGCUUUUUUAUGUAUUACAUGUAAUUUGAUUAUUUUAUUUGUCUGUUUAUUCCAUAUAAAAAAGGUUGUAUUAUUUAGUAUGUUAUGAAUAAUAAAUGAUGUUUUACCAUUCAAA